GUGUACUUGCUCCUAAUUGAAUGGAAUUUCUAGCCCACUUGUCGCAUACCACAGUGCUUGUAGUACUCACUUUUCUAAGGUACAAAUACACACCGUUGUUUCCUUUUGAUAAUAAAGUUUAAGAGCCAAAGCUAAACAAUAGUCCCAUAUCUUCGAAGUGAAAGAGCAACAAUGAGUUUAUGGAAAGGAAGCAACCUCUUGUUGUAAGCUUACCCAAGGCAACAAGAAACAAAGGAUUUCUAAUCAUAUAAACCAUUUCCCUUCUAACCAUCAACAUCUGCCUCCUAUGACAAUCAAUCAGAAUUAAGCAGUAUUCAUAUCUUACAAUCAUCACUUCUCGACCACCUAAACAAGAUCCCGGCAACUACCCAAUCUAUCAACUACUUCACGAUGACUUCGCCAAAGAUGUGUAACCCUAACUUGGACGAGCCCGCGAAGACGAAGUAUGAAGUCCGACAGAUUUACAAAAGGAAGCCGGCAAACAUAGAGAUGGCUUCGCGCGAGUUAGCUCCCAUCUUCGGUCUUGGUAGCGGGUUUUUGGCCCAACAGAGGGCCCAGACCCUAUUUACCCAUCCGGCUUUCCGUGAGAGCUUCGCCGAGUUCAAGUACAAUUACCUUAGGGGACGGUGGGAUCUCCCAAUCGGCGAUUUUGAAGAAGUCCAUAAACUACUUCACAACUUGAAGGUCCGCCGGGAUCCGAUGUGGAUUGAGGAGAAAUUCCCGGACUGCACGGAAUGGGACGUCACUCAUUUCUACGCUCGAUUCGCACUUCGAACAUGGCAUGAGAUUAAAGAGAGCAAACUGGCCUUAGCAGGUUGGCUGAAAGACGUGGAAAUAUGUCCCGCGAUACAUGUGCUCGUGUUUGCGCUCAUGUAUCUACAGCUCGAGACGAUGCGAGACUAUAAGAAGGAUGCGCCUAUGAAGGACCGCAUUAACCACUUUUUGGACUCGCGGAAGGCAGAUAAACCUACCUAGAUCAAUCUACAGAAGUAGACAGUUGAGAUGGGCAUUUGCGAAUAGACUUUUCUUUCAAAGCAAUAUUUAGU
Messenger RNA from Annulohypoxylon truncatum, 1046 nucleotides. RefSeq lists its product as uncharacterized. The transcript has a single exon. The coding region runs from base 391 to 975 and encodes 194 amino acids. The record is from RefSeq and is a predicted model, not a curated record. Lineage: Eukaryota; Fungi; Ascomycota; Sordariomycetes; Xylariales; Hypoxylaceae.